This is a messenger RNA of Dama dama (fallow deer), 629 nucleotides long. It is a transcript of the gene PIGP, whose product is annotated as phosphatidylinositol glycan anchor biosynthesis class P. Gene Ontology annotation, molecular function: phosphatidylinositol N-acetylglucosaminyltransferase activity. Lineage: Eukaryota; Metazoa; Chordata; Mammalia; Artiodactyla; Cervidae. The record is from RefSeq and is a predicted model, not a curated record. The transcript has 5 exons. Bases 161 to 547 code for a protein of 128 amino acids. Gene Ontology annotation, biological process: GPI anchor biosynthetic process.
UUGCCGUGGCGACCGGGCGGUUCGCAGUUUGUCCUCUCUCGCCCUCCUGCGGAUCCCCUGGUCCGCGCCUACGCCGAGGCCUCGGCCCUGAGGUGGCCGAACGUGCCGCGGGGUUAGUCAGCGCUUGGAGGACCCAAGAAUAUCUAAAGCCACGGGGAAAAUGGUGGAAAAUUCACCGUCGCCAUUACCAGAAAGAGCGAUUUAUGGCUUUGUUCUUUUCUUAAGCUCCCAAUUUGGUUUCAUACUGUAUCUUGUGUGGGCUUUUAUUCCUGAAUCUUGGCUAAACUCCUUAGGCUUAACUUAUUGGCCUCAAAAGUAUUGGGCCGUUGCUCUGCCUGUGUAUCUCCUCAUUACCGUAGUCAUCGGUUACGUCCUCUUAUUUGGAAUAAACAUGAUGAGUACCUCUCCACUCGACUCCAUUCAUAAUAUCACAGAUAACUAUGCCAAAAAUCAACAGCACAAGAAAGACCAAGAAGAGGCCAUCCCAGCACUAAGAGAUAUUUCUAUUAGUGAAGUAAACCAAAUGUUCUUUCUUGAAGCCAAAUAACUUUAUACCAAAAACAACUGUAUGCAGACUAAUACCAAACAUUUAUUAUAAAUUUUUGACAUAAAGGUUUUAACCAUACUAA